Pseudogymnoascus destructans is the source of this 1778-nucleotide messenger RNA. RefSeq lists its product as uncharacterized. Lineage: Eukaryota; Fungi; Ascomycota; Leotiomycetes; Thelebolales; Thelebolaceae. The transcript has 2 exons. The record is from RefSeq and is a predicted model, not a curated record. The coding region runs from base 201 to 1142 and encodes 313 amino acids.
CCCCAAUACUCCCAUCACCAUGGUUGGGAGUGGGAUCCCGCACCGUUGUGACCAUGCCCAAGGUGACUCCUCACUUCCCUUUCUUCCACCUCGCCGAGACAGGUUCUAUAUAAUAAAGUCACGUAGCUGAUAUCGACCUCUUCCGCUUCGGACCAUUUGUUGGCUCUCCUGGGGAAACCUGGGCGCAGCGUUUUGUAUAUAUGUUCGAUCGUUCCUUCCUCUUUAUGCAUGGGCCGUAUUGUUUGCACCUUCCGUACACAUCGAUCGCCCUUCCUUCGGUUUUAGUCGAGGCUUCACAUCGUCGUCAACUUGCCACAGACAUAAUAUCCAUCCAACUGAGCACUUUGACGCACGACGGAAGCUUUAGGAGAGAUCAGACUUCUGCUCGGACCCCCGGAGAAAUCCUUCUCAACGUCAAAAAGGCUUCCACACCUUAUCUGUUCUGCCACCACCGAUUCAAGACGCCUCACGCACUCGGACCGGGGCUCAAAAGAGACCUGAGACACGCACCCUCACUAUCUGAAAGGAGCACCACACCGGAACCCGGAAAUAGGACCCGGGCCCCCGAAGCUACUAGGAGACAAGUCUAUCGCCUCAUCAAACGCUCAACCACAAUGUCUCAGUCUCCACCACACCUCUACAACUUCACCAUCCAACCGCCGCCCUCUACGCCUCCAUCCACCCCCCUCGUCCCGCCACCUACCUUCAUCCUCCGCGAGACCCCCACCCCCGAUCCCACCCUGACUGCGAAUAACCUCAUGGCGGUCGCAUCGCUCGUACCCGCGAGCAUUGAGUCUGCUAUCGCGGAUUUAUCGGGGGUAAGCAGCGAUGAUCUCACUGGCACCCUCGCGGUCCCUGCGACCACCCUCAGUGACGGCCCGGGAGCGGGGUUCGUGUUUCGCAACCUAAGGAUCGAGAAGAUUGGUAAUUGGAGGAUUCGAGUUAUUGUGCUGAGGAUGAGCGAAGGUGGAGCCAGUGCUGGUGGCAUGCAGAAUGGGAUUGGCAGGGCGGAAGCGAAUGCUGAGGGGGCGAUUGUUGGAGUAGAGCUUGUGAGCAGGGUCGUGAGUGUUUUGGAGGAGGCUGAGGCAAAUGAAAAUAUAUCGAUGACCGACCAAGAAGUAUUGGAUCAGAUGAGCGAGUGAUGUGUUGGCUCGCGCAAAACUCUCCGGAAGGGUAUCGGGAGGGAAGAUCGCAGUCGGGUGUUAGCAAAGUAGGGGGAUCUGUAUAUAUCUUUAUAGAUUGUGGGCCCGUGCAAACGGGAUGGCGCGAAGCAUUUCUUUGAUCCGCCUGAUUUUAGGGCGACAGCGCAUGGUGGAUACUGGCGGCGGUUUUCAUUCUUAAAACAAGAAACAGCGAGGAGAUUAGUGGAGGUAUUUUGCUAGCGAUCAUGGAAACUGGAUUAUGGAUGGAGAGGCUCAAGACAGGGAAUACGAUAUACUCAUCCGAUGAACGAAUGAUGCUGGCAUACGGAAAUGGAUACGUACAGCCUGCCGUUUCCUACAAAACAAAUAGCAGCAUAAUUAACUAAGUGUGGACGUUCUAUGGCCGUUGUCAUACAGGGUGGACAGCGUUUAUUGAAGCUGAAACUCUCCGGGCCUAUGAUCCUAACCUCUCGGACAAUAGACGAACAGUCUCGACCUGGACAAGACGAGAUCCGUUGCGCAGUGGAUCUCGGCCAUGAUAUCAUGACGUAUCUCCUGCUACUAACAGCUCCAAAUUCCAUCCCAGCUUUCUUUCAGUUAGAGUGCUUCAACAACGUUACAAUGAUUGAUGAAAGU